AUGACCCGAGGUCAGUCUUAGACCAGAAGCCAAACAUGUCGCAGCAAAUAUUGCACAAAGUGCUCGCCAGAGUCGUGAAGAAGCUGCAGCUGCCACGUGCCAACAUCUCCAUCAAGAACCUGACGAGUGGCGGCGCCAACAUAACGUCGGCUCUGUACUCCGUCACCAUCAGUGCGCCAGACCAAGGCCACUUGAAACUCUUCGCCAAAGUAGCUGAUGUCAACUUAAAGCUCCGAAAGCAGAUGAACAUAGAAUUACUCUAUUCAACCGAGCAGAUUGUGUACAAUCACCUGGUCGGAGUGUACGAGAAAAUACAAGACAAAUACUACAUCAGCCCUGAGCACAGGUUCGUGUUCCCCAAGUUCUAUGGAGGCGAAGAUGCGGUGGGACAGGAGACGGUCGUGAUGGAAGACGUGACGUCGAGCGGCUACUCCCCAUACAGCCGGUUCGAGAGUAUUGACUGGGAGCACGCAGCUGUAGCAGUGGAGGACUUAGCCAGACUGCAUGCGCUAUCCUUCGCAUACCAAAAGGAAGAUAUAGAAGGCUUUACCAAGGAUACGCAAAGAUUAAGAUUCGUAAGAGAAAAGAUGGACUUUUCAGACAUGAGGAAAACGUGGCGUCAGAUAGGUGAAUCGGCUAUGGCGGUAGUAAAAGAAGAACACAGAGAGAAAUUUUCAACGAUAAUAGAUGACAAUUCGACACAAGAGGUGUUCUUCAGAUUCAGGGCACCUCUGAGCACGAUAGUUCUGGUUCAUGGCGACUACAGAGUCAGCAACCUGAUGUUCCGGCGCGUGAAUGGCGUCCUGCAGCAGAUUGUGGUGGACUACCAGACCGUGCACAGCGGCUGCCCAGUCACCGACCUGCUGUACCUGGAGUUCCUCGGCACAGACCAGGCGUUCCGCAAGAAGCACCACAAUCGCCUCUACGACUACUACUUCUCCGAACUCACUAAGGCGUUGGACCGGUUCGACAUCGACGUGAACAAGGUCUACCCCAGGGAGACGUUUGAGAAAGAAAUUAAGGAAAUGUACAGUGUAGCCCUAACUAUCGCGAUGGUGGUGCUGCCGCUGGUGCUGGUGGACACGGAGCGCGCCCCCCUCAUGAGCGAGAUCGAAGGAGUCAACGACUUCGCCAUCAAGCCCUCGCAGCUGUUCGCCACCCGGUUCAGGGAACUCGUCAGCGACUGCAUCGAGUGGGGAGGUCUAUAACGACACUUUUAGAUAAUUUAAUGACCAAUACUUAACUUUGACAUAAAAUUAUUAAUUAAUGAAUUAUAAUUCCCAAAAUAAUUGUUCGUUAUACAAUAUCUUUUGCUAGUAUAGUUGAUGCACCCAUUCUGCUCCAUUUGUUAAUCAGGUUCCCAUUCUAUUUCCCAUAAUGUUGUUUUUUGUCAUUUGACAUAACUAUACAGGUAUAAUUUUUUUGACAUCAAUAUUUGCUAUAAUUGACAUUUUCUAUAAUUGACAUUUGCUAUAAUUGUUUUUGGUAUAAUUUGCUGUACCUUGUCCUUACACAUAGCGUUUUAGUAAAUAUAUAUCACUAUGUGAAAUGACUGGGUGUCAGUACGUUAAGCUUAUCUACACUUAAAUAAACUACGGUUCAAAUAAAUUAUGCCUGUGACUAACUUGUUAUGUAUAUGUUAUGUUACACACUUAAAUAUUAAUGUGAUUUAAUGGGAACCUCGCUAAGUCCAUGUUACAGGCUUGCUUUGUGCUUAGGACCUUUUUUAAAAUUACGCUCUGGACAUAUAUAAUUAUUAAAUUGACCAAUAUUUUUUAUGUUAAUUAGAAAUAUCAUGGCUAAGAUAAGGUUUCUUUAUUGCUAUUUAAAUGUAUCAUAUGUAAUUAAACGUUAUUUCAAUGGCAGUUUGGCUCUGGUUAAGCGAUAAUUUGAAACAAUAAUAAUUAUGUGACGAGUAUUAUUUUAGUUAACAUAACAAUAGUUUUAAAUAAUGUAUUGAUAUUUUAUUGAUUGUGAUAAUUAUAAUAAUUUAUAUUUUUCAUUCUUUCUGAACGGAAAGAAUUAAUGAUUAUAAUUAAAACGAUAUUUAAGGUGGCAGUUGACAUAAUGUGAUCGAUUUUAAAUCUAAAUGUAAGAGUACUGUUUUACUCGUAGAAAACCUUGCAAUAGAAGAUAAAUUUAAUUGAAAAUAAUGGCUUACUCGCGUGAAAUAUUCGGGAUAAAACUAUACUAGUUUGGUUCAGGUGAGUGAGACGUAGUUUUCAAUUAUACAGUACGUAUAACAUUAUUAUACAAAAAUUAGAGCUGCAAAAAUUGUAAAAGAAGAGGAACAUUUGAGCACAUCAUGUAUACCAAUGAAAUGAAUAUAUUUACAUAUAUUGAAAGGUUUUGUACCAAUAAAACAUAUAGUACAUAAACUAUCACCUAGAAAAUAAUUUUAUUCAUAUUAUACAAACAUUUGACUACAAUUUUGAUUAGUUUUUAAAUAUUUUAGUUACCAUUCUUCUUGACAUUACGGCUGGAAUCAAAUAGAUGGACCGUUUUUUUAAUUAAAUUUUGAAAAUUGAACUUUGUGAUGAACCUUUUUUGUUUUUUUUUUAUGUGAUACAGAAAGUUAUGCGUCAAACCGACUGGGGUACACAUUAUACCUGUUUUAUGUAUUAAUAUUUUUAUUUUAAUAUCAAAACAAACUAGUAGGUGAGACGCUGAUUAUUCUGUGAGCCACAAAUUAAUGUUAGAAGUAAGUUAUAAGGAGACGAAAUGUGAUGUUCACGUUUAUUUGUACCUAAAUAUAUUAUACAUAGUUUAAUGUUAAUGAAUUUCUUGCGAUAAAUAAAUAAUUAUGAUGGUCA
Spodoptera frugiperda (fall armyworm) is the source of this 2813-nucleotide messenger RNA. RefSeq lists its product as uncharacterized. The record is from RefSeq and is a predicted model, not a curated record. The transcript has 3 exons. Bases 36 to 1208 code for a protein of 390 amino acids. Lineage: Eukaryota; Metazoa; Arthropoda; Insecta; Lepidoptera; Noctuidae.